Messenger RNA from Drosophila arizonae, 1643 nucleotides. It is a transcript of the gene Cbs, whose product is annotated as Cystathionine beta-synthase. Gene Ontology annotation, cellular component: cytoplasm. The record is from RefSeq and is a predicted model, not a curated record. Gene Ontology annotation, molecular function: cystathionine beta-synthase activity. Lineage: Eukaryota; Metazoa; Arthropoda; Insecta; Diptera; Drosophilidae.
UCUCAGCCGGCAGCGAAGCUGCACGAAACGUGCUCUGAACUAUCAACUCACCCACCACGUUUCAUAAAUCCACAGAAAAUGUCAGCGAGCAAGACCUACGAACGUCCAGCCAACUUCAUAGAUCCGGGCAAACCCUCGAAAUGCACCUGGCAUCUGGGCACCAAGGAGCAGACGCCGCAUACGCAACGUGCCUUUCAGCGUGAAAAUAAGGUUUCGCCGGACAUUCUAACGGUGAUUGGAUGCACCCCCCUGGUCAAGCUCAACCAUAUACCAGCCAAGGAGGGCAUUCAGUGUGAGAUGUAUGCCAAGUGCGAGUUCUUAAAUCCGGGUGGUUCGGUCAAGGAUCGCAUUGGCUAUCGCAUGGUUCAGGAUGCGGAGGAGAAAGGACUUUUGAAACCGGGCUAUACUAUCAUAGAGCCUACGUCCGGAAAUACGGGCAUUGGACUGGCGAUGGCUUGCGCUGUGCGAGGCUACAAGUGCAUCAUUGUCAUGCCCGAGAAGAUGUCCAAUGAGAAGGUGUAUGCCCUGCGUGCCCUGGGCGCCAAAAUUAUUCGCACGCCCACGGAGGCAGCUUAUGACUCGCCGGAAGGUCUCAUCUAUGUGGCCCAGGAGCUGCAGCGUAAGACACCCAAUUCCAUUGUGCUGGAUCAGUAUCGCAAUGCGGGCAAUCCCUUGGCGCAUUAUGACGGCACAGCCUCUGAAAUACUGUGGCAGCUGGAUAAUAAAGUGGAUAUGGUUGUGAUCGCAGCUGGCACGGCGGGCACUAUUACCGGUAUCGGGCGCAAAAUCAAGGAACAAGUGCCCAACUGUCAGGUCGUCGGCGUGGAUCCCUAUGGAUCUGUGCUGGCCCGUCCACAGGAGCUAAACAAAACCGAUGUCCAGUUCUAUGAGGUCGAGGGCAUUGGCUACGACUUCCCGCCGACUGUCUUUGACCAGACGGUGGUCGAUGUGUGGACGAAGGUGUACGAUUCGGACUGCUUCCCCAUGAGCCGUCGGCUAAACGCUGAAGAGGGUCUGCUCUGCGGCGGCUCGAGCGGAGGCGCAAUGCAUGCUGCACUGGAUCAAGCACGCACCCUGAAGCCUGGCCAGCGCUGUGUAGUUAUCCUGCCCGACGGCAUUCGUAACUACAUGACCAAGUUCGUAUCCGACAAUUGGAUGGAGGCCCGCGGCUUCAAGCAGCCAGUUAACGAGCAUGGUCACUGGUGGUGGAACGUGCCCAUAGCUCAGCUCCAGCUACCCAGUCCACUCGCGUUGAUAAAGUGUGACGAAACUUUUGCUGGCGCCAUUGCGCUCAUGAAGCAGCAUCGCGUGGAUCAGCUGCCCAUGGUCGACAAGAAUGAUGGUAGCGUUUUGGGCGUCGUGACACAGGAAACCCUAUUGAGCCAGAUUGUCAGCAUGAAUCGUCAGCUGGGUGACCCCGCGAUCAAGGCCCUUAACAAGCGAAUCAUUCGUCUGACUGAGACUGACAUAUUGGGCAAGCUGGCGCGAGUGCUGGAAGUUGAUCCCAGUGUUUUAAUCGUUAAACAAAAUGCACAGUCUAAGGACGUGGUCGUGGCUCUGGCCAUUAAAUUGGAUGUCACCACGUUUAUUGCAUCCGGCGAUAAAGCUAGGCAAAAUGGCAAUGGAAUUGGUGAUCAUUAGAG